GCCCCACCAACCUUCAUUUUAUUGUUGUUUUCUCUAUAAAUACAAUCUCUCAUUACAUUCAUACAUCUCUUGUGAACUUGUUUAUUGGUCUCUUCUAUUAAUUGAUGACCAAUUUUAGUGCUACCAUUUUUUUUUAUGUUACAUUAUAUAAUACAUGCAACAGUCUGCUUCUUUUGUUCAUUAAUGUUGAUAUUUGGUAAUAGUCUGGGAUACUACUACUCUCUUAUUUAUUAGCAAAAAGUUAUAUCAAAGUAUGGAUGGUGGCUGUGGCGGCGGCUGCGGUGGCUGUUCCAAGGACGACAUAGCGGUGGAGUUUGGAGAUGAACCCCAUGUUUUAGCAGUGGAUGAUAACCUCAUUGAUAGAAAACUAGUGGAGAAGUUACUCAAGAACUCCUCCUGCAAAGUAACAACUGCAGAGAAUGGGCUGAGGGCAUUGGAAUAUUUGGGAUUGGGAAGUGAUCAGAGGAAUACCUUGGAGAUUUCAAAGGUAAAUCUAAUAAUAACAGAUUAUUGCAUGCCUGGAAUGACAGGCUAUGAGCUGCUUAAGAAAAUUAAGGAAUCAUCAGUUCUGAAGGAGGUUCCUGUUGUAAUCCUGUCAUCUGAAAAUAGUCCCACUCGCAUUAGCCAAUGCUUAGAGGAAGGUGCUCAGAUGUUCAUGCUGAAGCCCCUGAAACAGUCAGAUGUUAAGCAACUGAAAUGCCAUUUGAUGAGAUGA
Molecule: messenger RNA, 715 nt
Organism: Durio zibethinus
Lineage: Eukaryota; Viridiplantae; Streptophyta; Magnoliopsida; Malvales; Malvaceae
Source: RefSeq, a predicted model, not a curated record